Chlorella variabilis is the source of this 2610-nucleotide messenger RNA. RefSeq lists its product as hypothetical. Lineage: Eukaryota; Viridiplantae; Chlorophyta; Trebouxiophyceae; Chlorellales; Chlorellaceae. The record is from RefSeq and is a predicted model, not a curated record. Bases 649 to 2394 code for a protein of 581 amino acids. The transcript is spliced from 5 exons.
CAGGCCUACAGCGGCGAGGGCUUCUAUGCCGAGACCAUCCAGGACGACAGCGCGCGGGUGGAGCGCCUGUUCCGGACAGCGGCGGACAGGGGCAUCGGCCUGGCGCAGCGCAGCGUGCCGCUGUGCACACUGCGCCGCCUGCUGCUGCGUGGAAGCUGCCUAGUCAUCGCCCUGGUGGACAAGCUCACCCUGGGCAGCAGCUCAAGUGGUACCACGCCUGGUGGCGGCAGCAGCGGGCGCGGUACCGCGGAUGGCCCCGCCCCCGUCGCCCCGUCGCCCCGUCCCGUCGCCGGCGCCGCGGCCGACGGCAGCGGCGGCGCCAGCUCGGCAGCUCGACCGGGCGACACCGGAUCCGCAGCAGCAGCGGCGGCGGCAGCGGCGGCUGCAGCGGUGGCGGCGGCGGCAGCAGGAGGGGGCACAGGCGGAGGAGGCGCGGAAGGGGGGGCCGGCCCCUACCUGGGACACUACAUUGUGCUGUGCGGCUACGACAGCGCCGCCGACGAGUUUGAGCACGGCCACCGCGAGGGGCACCAGAGCGGCUGGCAGCAGGGCCACCAACAAGGCUGGCAGCAAGGCCAGCAAGCCAGCUGGCAGCAGGGCUGGCAGCAAGGCAGCCAGCACGGCUACCACCAAGCCUUCCAGCAGCUCAUGGACCGCUUCCAGCAGCUGAGCCCCCCACACCCCCGCCCACCAGUCCAGCCCCCCAGCCUGGGUGCGCAGCAGCAGCUGCAACCGCCGGAGGCCGCAGAGGCCGCCAACACGGCAGCACCAGCGCCGGGGGCACCGCCGUCGCAGCCGGAAGCCGAAGAGGCCGCCAACACGGCUGCGCGGCUGGACCGGCAGCCCCCACCCGACCCCACCUUCUCCCAAGAGGCGGCAGCGGCAGCCGCGUCUUUCCUGGCAGAGCAAGCAGUUGCAGCACCGGCGGCCGAGGCCGCCGCGCCUGCAGCAGCAGCGGCGCCGACGGCAGCAGCGCGCACGCCGCCGUUCCCACCCAGCAGGUCCAGCCAGUACGACGUGCGCGAGGUGCGUGACCACCGCGAGCACAGCGGCAAGCGCUUCUACCUGGUGGACUGGCAGCCCAGCUGGAUGGAGGAGGCCGCAAUGACCACAACGGCGCGGGCAGGGUACUGGGCACAGCGUGGCAUGCACGGCGACGAAGACGCGGGCUGCCCUGCCCGCCGCAGCAGCGACACGGCGGCCCCCAACUCCCAUGGCAGGCAGCUGCUCAGCCUCUGCCAAAGCAGCGCGGCCCGCAUCUGCAACGGCAGAGUGCCGGGCACCACCAGCGGCGACGCCACCAGCUUCGGCAGCCGCGGCUCCGGCAGGGCGGUGGUUGACUACUGGCUGGCCAGCGCCAGCCUCCUGCCGCGGCUGCCCACCAUGGCGGUGGACAGCUGGGGCCUGGCAGCGCAGCACUCCGACCACGCAACGCUCCUGCUGGAGCUAGCAGCACCCCCGGCGGUACAGCGGGACAGCACGGCGCAGCAGGAGCACACCUCCGCACCCCCGCAGCAGCGCCAAUUCGAGCUGGGGACAGCUGAGCAGCUGGCAGCAGCCGUGGCGCUCCUCGCAGGCACGCAGAGGCAGCUGGAUGCCCUGGCAGCGGCAGCGGAGUCAGCGGCCAGCCCUGCAGCCCUGGAGCAGCUGGCAGCGGCAUUUGCUGAGCUCAUGGUGGAGACCCUGGAUGGCGCAGGCAUGCGGCAGCGCAGCAGCAACGGUGGCGCCCAGCGACCACACUCCCUCCCCCGCAGCCUACAACGGCAGUACGGCAUCCGCGACGCAAGAAGGGCGCAACGCAAUGCGGUGCAGCAGGCAGCUGUUGCGCAGCAACGUGGCAUCGGCCCUGAGCAGCAGGACGCAGCCCUGCGGCGGGAGGUGGGACGCUGCCGCAACCGCCUGAAGCGCCGGCUGGUGGCAGCGUGGCACAAGUGCCAAGCCCUCCGCGGCGAGAAGCUGGAGCAGCUGGCCAAAACGGACCCACAAGACUUCUUCUUCAGGCUCAAGCCCCAAGCCGCCAAGCAGCUGAACCUGGUGCCGGAAGACCGCGAGACCUACCUGGAUGCAGUACGGCGUCGGCAGGACCGCGAGGCGCUGGCGCAGCUGCGCACCGGGUCGCAUUGGGGCGCGGAAGAGACCGGCCGCUGGACGCGGCGCCCCCGAGAGCAGCGAGUCUGCCCCCACUGCCACGACGGCAUUGAAGAUGCCCCCCACAUGCUGCUCACCUGCCCCCUUUACGCCCCGCUGCGCCUCAACUUUCCUGACCUGUUUGCUGAGCCCCAUCCUCCCCACCGCUUCCUCCGCCAGAAACCGUGCCGCCUCGCCGCCUUUGCUGCCGCCUGUCACCAGCGCUGGCUGACCGCCACCGUUGCGCUGCCUGCAGUCCCGCCCUGAACCCCCACUCUCAUGUCCACCCCCUUUGCUCUUACCGCACCACACCUGCUCCACGACAUGCAGUACUGCCUGCCCGCUCACACACUAAACGCUCGGUGACCUGUCAGUUGGCCUGUCCUGCCUGUUGUUCUACUGCUUCAUCCCUCCUUGCUCGAACAACAAAGUCUGUGCUGCAAGCUUGUUCUUGCUGAAACCAGACUGUAAGCCCACACAAGC